Messenger RNA from Lycium barbarum (goji berry), 1041 nucleotides. RefSeq lists its product as uncharacterized. The coding region runs from base 1 to 1041 and encodes 346 amino acids. The record is from RefSeq and is a predicted model, not a curated record. The transcript has a single exon. Lineage: Eukaryota; Viridiplantae; Streptophyta; Magnoliopsida; Solanales; Solanaceae.
AUGGGUUUUCAGAAUGCAGUGGCCAAUAGGAAUGGAAAAAUAUGGUGUUUUGGGGAAAAUAUACUAGACUGUUCUGUUACUUCCAACAGCAAUCAACAAAUCACGAUGAAGAUCAAGCAGCUGACCACUAAUAGAACCUUUUGGUUCACAGUUGUUUAUGCUAAGACUACAGCCAGGAAAAGGAGGAAACUAUGGCACAAGCUUAGACAGAAUUCUUCUCUAAUAGAUGGGCCUUCGGCUGUCCUAGGAGACGUCAAUGUGAUUUUGUCUCCCAGUGAAAAGAAAGGGGGUACACCUCAUAGAAUGAGCCAAAGUAUGGAUUUCAUCACCUGCUUGGAUGAUUGUGGUCUAGUAGAUGCAGGGUACAGCGGAAGUCCCUUCACUUGGACCAAUGGUAGGCAAAAAGGCAACAUGAUAUGUAAAAGACUAGACAGAGUUCUAUACAACGAGGAGUGGAAUGAAAACAUAGGCAACAGCAUGGUUAAGCACAAAGCUAGGACAGGUUCAGACCAUAAUCUAAUUUUAUUUGACUGCAAAGAAGUUACUAACAAUUCUGUGAGCUAUUUUAGGUUCUUGAAUUUCUGGACAAUGCAGCCAGAUUUUCAACAAAUUGUCCAUAACUCUUGUAUGGAGGAGGUGCAAGGCAAUGCUAUGUGGAUCCUACAAGAGAAGCUGAAAAGACUAUCCAAAGUAUUAAGUAGAUGGUCUAAAGAAGUCAUUGAAAAUGUCUUUGAAAAGGCCAAGCAGUAUGAACAACUUAUUCCUGACCUUGAAGACAAAAUGGACAAUGAUGAUUCUGAGGAAAACAGAAAAGAACUGAAUAGAAUCAAUGCUGAGUACAUUAAAUGGGCAGGAAUACAAGACAACAUGUUACAGCAGAAAGCUAAUAUCCAAUGGAAUGAAGAGGGAGAUGUUUGUACAAAGUAUUUCUUCAGUUCCAUUAAACACAAGAGAAGAAAGACUACUCUUAAUAGAAUAAAAAACUCUGAUGGAGCCUGGGUGGAAGGAAAUGAGGCCAUUGGAGAUGCGGCAGUCCAAUAG